Impatiens glandulifera is the source of this 1060-nucleotide messenger RNA. RefSeq names its product phosphomannomutase. Gene Ontology annotation, cellular component: cytosol. The transcript has 12 exons. NCBI's taxonomy places the organism in Eukaryota, Viridiplantae, Streptophyta, Magnoliopsida, Ericales, Balsaminaceae. The coding region runs from base 170 to 910 and encodes 246 amino acids. The record is from RefSeq and is a predicted model, not a curated record. Gene Ontology annotation, biological process: GDP-mannose biosynthetic process; mannose metabolic process; protein N-linked glycosylation. Gene Ontology annotation, molecular function: phosphomannomutase activity.
GUAAGAAAUCCGAGUUCAUUUGUGAGAUUCAUCUAAUCUCAUUUCUCUCUCUUACUUUUACGGAUCUAAGAAAGCUCGUCGGCAAUUCGUCUCUUCUGCGUCCACUCACCGUGGAUUCAAGGAGAAACGGCAGAAACUGCUUUUCAGGCUGGGAAUUUCUACAAUUCCAAUGGCAGUAAGGAAUCCUGGAUUAAUUGCUUUGUUUGAUGUUGAUGGAACUCUUACAGCUCCACGGAAGGGGGUUACUCCUGACAUGUUAAAGUUCAUGCAGGAACUUCGCAAGGUUGUGACAGUUGGUGUUGUUGGAGGAUCUGACCUUGUUAAGAUAUCAGAGCAGCUUGGCAAUUCAGUUACAAAUGACUACGAUUAUGUGUUUUCGGAGAAUGGUCUUGUUGCUCACAGCGAGGGGAAUCUUAUUGGAACCCAGAGCUUGAAGUCGCACCUUGGAGAUGACAAACUCAAGGAGUUCAUUAACUUCACACUUCACUAUAUAGCUGAUUUGGAUAUUCCGAUAAAAAGAGGAACUUUCAUUGAAUUUCGGAGUGGGAUGAUCAAUGUAUCACCAAUUGGGCGAAACUGCAGUCAAGAAGAGCGAGAUGAAUUCGAGAAAUAUGACAAAGUUCACAAUGUUAGGCCAAAAAUGGUGGAAGUGCUGCGUGAAAAAUUUGCACAUCUCAACCUCACUUUUUCCAUUGGAGGACAGAUAAGCUUCGAUGUGUUCCCACAAGGUUGGGACAAAACUUAUUGCUUGAGGUACCUCAAUGAUUUCAAUGAAAUCCACUUCUUUGGAGACAAGACAUACAAGGGUGGUAAUGAUCACGAGAUAUAUGAAUCGGAGAAAACCAUUGGCCAUACAGUUACAAGUCCAGAUGAUACUGUUAAGCAGUGCAAAUCUAUAUUCCUCUCUUGAGCAAAGUGAGCAGACUAUAUUGUAUUGUCUUCAAUGAUAAGCAAUUUACCCUCUGUCUCCAUUAUCAACAAUAAAAGGGUGGUUGCUAUAACUAUUUUUACUAUUUUUAUUCAUUAAGUUGUUGUAAUGAAACUGGAAACUCUUAUCUAA